This is a messenger RNA of Trichoplax adhaerens, 762 nucleotides long. RefSeq lists its product as uncharacterized. Lineage: Eukaryota; Metazoa; Placozoa; Uniplacotomia; Trichoplacea; Trichoplacidae. The transcript has 2 exons. The coding region runs from base 1 to 762 and encodes 253 amino acids. The record is from RefSeq and is a predicted model, not a curated record. Gene Ontology annotation, molecular function: guanyl-nucleotide exchange factor activity. Gene Ontology annotation, biological process: actin cytoskeleton organization.
AUGAGUUUUGCUGAUGUUUUAGAGAGCAUAGAUGACGAUGAGGAAAGAAAAGCACUGCCUAAGUUGGACCGUACUUGGGAAUUUCCAAAUACUGAUGUUAAUGAACAAGAAAAUUUAAAGGUAAUUCGUUGGGCCAAUUCAAUGAUUUAUAAUAUUACUGGAUCAAGUACACAGGAUUUACACAAGAAUAGCGCUGUAUGGAUGGCACUUGGCAAUUCCAAUAGGACUGAAAUUCAUUGUCUCUCUAUAAAAUCUGAUCAGAUUAUAUGCAAUAAGGUGAUUGACAUGAAGGAAAGUGUAACUUCGUUAGCCUGUGCACCUUUCAAUUUAAAUUUUAGAUCGAACAUACAUAUGACAGAGGAUAGCAAUGAUCAGUUCACAAAUGAUAUUGUAAAGAUAGCAAAUUUAAAUCAUGCGAAAAGUGUUAAAGAGCUCCAAGUCGAUUCCAUAAGUAAUCGUACUGAAACCAUUGAGACAUCUAUAACUGACGAUAACAACUCGUUAUCAUCACUCAAUGAGCCUCAUAUCACUGUACAAGCUGACAAAAUUAUUGUCAGUACCAUUGAAGCCGAUUGUAAGCCUAGCAAUAACUUCAUGGAAAUAACAUAUUCAAAUGAUGAUAACGCGAUGAAAGAUGACUUGGAAAGAAAUACAUCCUCAGAGUUGAAUUCAUCGACAGACGAGACACCAAAUGCAGUUAAUGCUAUUGAAGGUAGAGUAGUUUUGCUUCAUUCAAUGAUGAUUACAAAAUUUUUAUUUUGA